Klebsormidium nitens is the source of this 2572-nucleotide messenger RNA. NCBI's taxonomy places the organism in Eukaryota, Viridiplantae, Streptophyta, Klebsormidiophyceae, Klebsormidiales, Klebsormidiaceae. The record is from the annotation of a GenBank genome assembly.
AUGAGUGCUUCCUUUACAGACGAAGUACCGAAGAAGUUCAUAAAAAUGCCUAGACCACUGAAAGACAGAAGUUUGCCGCUGGCGGAGAUGGACUCCCCCUCUAAAGAAGACUCUGCCGCUCAGCAUCCGCUCCUAGAAAAAAGUACAAGUCCUCGCAAUCUUGCGGAUUCUGCAGCAAAGAGCAGACAGCAGUUAGCGCCCCAUCCAAUUCUUGUCGCAAUUGUUCUAGCAGCAUUGGCAGUCGGCUAUGGCAUCGGAGUUGGCAGCAUUGAGUGGUUGCAGAGCACAGAUCACAUGCAGAAACUAGAGAAGGUAAAAGGAUUCCAUGACUCAUUCAUUGGCCUCCCAAGCAACGACUCUGCUGCGGCGCACUUGAGGGAGCUUGUGAAAGAACCACACAUCUCAGGAUCACCAGAGGACUUGGCAGCGGCACACUAUGUGAUGCAAAAGUUCAGGGAGUAUGGAAUCAAGACCCACAUGACAUCAUAUGACGUGCUUCUGAGCUACCCCCUGAAGCGAGAGCUCCACAUGCUGGCACCCGUCGAAUUCAGCCCGCUGUUGAGAGAGUCCGUCAAGGAGGAGGUUCCGCAGUCACGGAGUCCCAAGGAGGUCGACACAUUCCUCGCAUAUUCCAAGUCAGGUGACGUCACCGGUGAUGUCGUAUAUGCCAACUACGGGCGCACCGAGGACUUUGACGAGCUGGCGCUGCUGGGUGUGAAUGUGUCCGGGGCGAUCGUCAUUGCCCGGUACGGCGAGAUCUUUAGGGGAGACAAGGUGAAAAACUCGGCAGAUCGGGGAGCGAUCGGGUGUCUGAUCUACUCAGACCCCGAGGAGUAUGCCGCCAACAUGACGGAAGGGGCGUACCCGAACGCCGAGUGGCUGCCCCCCGCUGGAGUCCAGCGGGGGUCAGCGUACACGGGCGUUGGAGACCCCCUGACCCCCACGUGGCCCUCGACCGCCGGCGCCGAGCGCGUUCCGCCGUCCGCCUACGCGCACCAACUUCCGGCGAUUCCUUGCCUUCCCCUUUCUUGGCAAGAUGCGGUGCCCAUCCUGGAGAAUCUUGGGGGCGCCCCGCGGCCGCCCACGUGGCACGGCGCGCUCAACCUGUCGUCGUUCGCGCUGGGGCGCGGCCCGGCGAGGGUGCACCUGAAGCUGGAGAUGAACAAUAGCGUGGCGACCAUCCACAAUGUGGUGGGAGUCAUCGAGGGCGCCGCCGAACCGGACAGGUAUGUGAUGCUGGGCAACCACCGGGACGCCUGGGUAUACGGAGCGGCCGAUCCCAACAGCGGCACAGCAGCGCUCCUUGAGGUUGCCCGGGGUUACGGUUCCCUGCUCGCGGCCGGCUGGCGCCCCCGCCGGACCAUUCUGCUCCUCAAUUGGGACGCCGAAGAGUACGGACUGAUCGGGUCAACGGAAUGGGUCGAAGAUAACGCAGACAUGCUUCGGCACCGAGGGGUAGCUUAUUUCAACGUUGAUUCUGCCGUAAUGAGGGGGGGCUUCUUCGCGGCCGCGUCUCCGCAGUUAGAUGAUCUGGUUAGGGACGUAACCAAGGUGGUUCCGGAGCCGGACCAUCCGGGGAAGACGAUCUUCGACGUGUGGAACGGAACGGAGAUCCAGCGGUUGGGCGGCGGCGGCACCGACUUCGCGGCCAUGCUGCAGCACGUCGGCGUCGCGGCCACCGACUCCGGCAUGGGCCAGGACUACGCGGUUUACCACUCGGUUUACGAUAACUACGACUGGAUGACCCGGUUCGGGGACCCGGGCUUCCACAAGCACGUGGCGUGCGCGCAGUUCUGGGGGCUGCUGGGGCUCAACGUUGCGGACGCGGACGUGCUGCCGUUCGAUUUCCGGAGCUACGCGUCCGAACUGGAGAAGUAUGGCGGCCAAGUCGACGAGGCGCUCUCAGAGAACGGGGCCCCUCCGUCCGUCUCCUCCGCGCCAAUCUACAACGCGGUCGCCCUUUUCCAGCGCACGGCAGACUCGGUGCACUCAACCCCAGAGGCGCUCAGCGGCGACCUGUCGCGGUUGGGCCCAGGCGCGGGGCAGCGGCAGCGGGUACUGAACGACCGGUUGAUGCUCACCGAGCGCGCGUUUCUGGAGGGGGAGGGUUUGCGAGGUCGGCCUUGGUAUAAGCACCUGGUAUAUGGGCCGCCACGAGACAACAACUACGGCACUCUGGCCUUUCCGGGGAUCCAGGACGCUGUCGCGGACGCGAAGAAGGCGGGGGGCACCGAUGAGUCGUGGGCCGUCGUGCAGCACGAGAUCUACCGUGUGGCUCGUGCCAUUGUGCGUGCGUCGAAGGUCUUGCAAGGAAGCCUAACAUGAGGUUCAAACAUUCGAAUGGUGUACAUUAUGUACUCGGCAACUUGAAUACUCGAGUCGAUCGGCAUUGACGCGCUCGGACCUGCAAAUGGCAAGCUGGAACUACUACUUACAUCAUGCUAUGAUAUCCACUUUUGAACUGACUUAAUUAGUGCCUACAAGGCUGUACAAGCUUGCAUUCCCGCAAAAGUAGUUAGCAUCUAGUGGCGGCACGACUUUGUAUGGAGACCAUUCGGCAUUUGGAUCGAGA